ACUACUUGUGGUGGCGCACUGAAUGUUUCACAGUAUAAGACUGAUGCUAACUUCACUGGUCUGAAUGAUCUUUCAGCACAAGCUGGCAAUGUAUCACAGAGUCUUGACAUGCAGAAAUUCAUUGACCAGGCGAAGGGCACUUUGGAUCAGGCCAAGCAGAAUGCUACUGGGGAAAUCCAGGAACAGAUCAACUCUUCCGUAAACAAGCUGGACAGUAUUCGCAGUGACAUCAAGAAGAAGAUCGGAGAUUUCAGGACACAGUUCAAUCAGACUACAAAGUUUGCAUCUGAAGCAAUGAAGACUGUGAAUGAGACAACAACCCCGUCCAUGUUGAAGUAUUAUGACUACGUGUGGUACGCAGGUAUCGGUGUGAGCAGUGUCUACCUGCUAAUUGUGUUGUGUCAUUGUGUACCUAUGUUGUGUUACAGGUGGUAAGCAGGCAUCGGAGUG
Messenger RNA from Haliotis rubra (blacklip abalone), 450 nucleotides. RefSeq lists its product as uncharacterized. The record is from RefSeq and is a predicted model, not a curated record. Lineage: Eukaryota; Metazoa; Mollusca; Gastropoda; Lepetellida; Haliotidae. The transcript is spliced from 6 exons. The coding region runs from base 109 to 435 and encodes 108 amino acids.